This is a messenger RNA of Solea senegalensis (Senegalese sole), 1784 nucleotides long. It is a transcript of the gene cldn10d, whose product is annotated as claudin 10d. Lineage: Eukaryota; Metazoa; Chordata; Actinopteri; Pleuronectiformes; Soleidae. Gene Ontology annotation, molecular function: structural molecule activity. Gene Ontology annotation, cellular component: plasma membrane; bicellular tight junction. The record is from RefSeq and is a predicted model, not a curated record. The transcript is spliced from 5 exons. Gene Ontology annotation, biological process: bicellular tight junction assembly; cell adhesion. Bases 188 to 958 code for a protein of 256 amino acids.
UGACUGGGCAAAACCAUCUCAAAGAUAAGACGUGCAAACAUCCACACUGCUGGUGUGACGCCUCAGAGACAGUCUUCAGUCCACUUUCCCACACUCACAUCUCGUUGAUGCUUGGACCUUUAUCCCCCACUACUUUUAAGUGAUUUUGUAAUUUUUGCAAGACUGUGGUCGACGAGCAACACUCACCAUGAAGUACAGGACAGUGGUGAUGUACGUGGAGAUCGGCUGCUUCGUGUCCUGUCUGUGUGGCUGGAUCCUGGUGUGUUCCACACUUCCGACAGAGUACUGGACUUUCUCUGAGGUGGGCAGCAUCGUGCUGACCACUUCCAACUACUACUCCAACCUGUGGAUGGACUGCAUCUCUGACACCACGGGAGUAUCCGACUGCAAGUACUACCCCUCCAUGCUGGCCCUGCCAGUGUUCCUCCACGCCUGCAGGGCAUUGGCGGUCUCCUCCGUUGCAACUGGCUUUUUCGGAGGCGUCCUCACACUCAUCGGAAUGAAAUGCACUAAAAUAGGCGGGUCAGAGCUCGCCAACUCCAGGGUGACCUUUGCGGGGGCUUUAACCUUCCUGGUUUCAGGAACCUGUGGAAUGAUCACCUACUCGUGGUGGGCCAACAAAGUUGUAAGAGAAUUCCUGGAUCCACACUUCAGGGCACAGAAGUUUGAAAUUGGAGCGGCGGUCUUCGUUGGCUGGGGAGGCUCCGUCCUUCUUGUCUCUGGAAGCUCAGUGCUGACUUACUUCUCGGGAAAAGAAGGUUUGCCAUCGAGUUCCUCAAGGAGGCCUCGGAGACCAGCCACGUACGCUACGGCGAGGACCAGACGUACCUACAUGCUGCCGGCCACGUCUUCCAGAGUGACUCUGGGGCCGCCGCUGUUUUACGAGGGCAGGAGGAGCCGAGAGACCAGAGCCACGCCAAGGAGCGGGCUGACCUUCAACAGGGACAGUUUUGUCUAAGACUCAACUACAAACUUUAGGAAGUGACUCAAAAGACUUAAAAGAAUAAUUGGAUGAGGUACUGAAACACAGUAGGCACUGUGUGUGUCCCCUGCACCGAAAAAAACAGCUUACAUACGAUGUAAUAUUUGAUAAUGGAUGACAAAAAAAAAACAAAUUUUGUAUUGAAUUCUGUUUUUCUGUUGAUAUGUAUUUACUUUUACACUAUAGCUGAAUUACUAGUAUCUCAAUCAUGUCAAAUUGACACGUUAACUUUGUGAUUGCUGUGUAAACCACCUCACUCGGAAAUCUUUAAUUGGCUUAAUUGACUUAAUUGGCAAGUUUUUGGCAGAAAUCCAGAGAGCAAAGAGCGGCUUCUCUAAACAUAUCAGUUCAUAAUGUUUACAUAUUUUAAAGAAGAACUCACUUCAAUAGUCAACUGUUCUAAAUAACUUUAUGUUACACAAUAUGAUUUAAUCAUGUUAUUUCUCUGAUGUAAAUCACUUGCAUGUUGGCUGAGGGCUGAACCAGACCUUUGAAACUGUGUUGUUACAUGAAGCCUUGCAUUUCAUUUUUUUCUAGCUUCCUUGGUUGAAUAUUGCUCUUGGCUUUUCCUGGUGCACUCAUCUUUUCUUUUCACAAUAUUUAAAGCUUAUGUAAGAAUAAACAUAGUUUCCUUUCAAACAGUUCUCACAUCUGGGAGCACCUACUGGCUCCAAUGUCACUUGAAACCUGAAUGACUCAUACUCUUAGGCCCCGUCCACACAGAAAAGGGUUUCGCUGAAUAUGCAUGGAGAUGGCGUUUUAGGGGACCUGAAAUGAUAUUUUUUUGAAAACGCCUCCAAGA